Messenger RNA from Exophiala oligosperma, 1538 nucleotides. RefSeq lists its product as uncharacterized. Gene Ontology annotation, cellular component: nucleus. Bases 180 to 1457 code for a protein of 425 amino acids. The transcript has a single exon. Lineage: Eukaryota; Fungi; Ascomycota; Eurotiomycetes; Chaetothyriales; Herpotrichiellaceae. The record is from RefSeq and is a predicted model, not a curated record. Gene Ontology annotation, biological process: base-excision repair. Gene Ontology annotation, molecular function: damaged DNA binding; zinc ion binding; DNA N-glycosylase activity.
CAACUAUCGUUUCAAGACCUUCGCUUUGAUUCAGACUUCUUCAUUCUACACUGACGUCUUUUUUCAUUUUUGGUCUACUCAUCCUCUACUGCAAACAGUCACUCAUUGCUCGGCCAUCUCAUCCCCUGGUAAUUUCUCUCACUUGACAACCACCCACCAACAAGAACAGCACGCUCGUAAUGCCUGAGAUCGCCGAGGUCGCCCGCACGGUGCACUACAUUCGCAAACUCCUCGUGGGCAAAACUAUCGCCAAGGUCGUAGCGAAUGAAGACAACAAUGUUUAUGGUAAAGCGGGAUGCUCACAUACAGAAUUCCAAAAACACAUGACCGGCAAACAAGUCGUCGAUGUCGGCCAACAAGGCAAAUAUUUCUGGAUGAUAAUGUCGUCACCUCCUCAUCCCGUCAUGCACUUUGGCAUGUCCGGCUGGCUCAAGUUCAAGGACGAACACACGUACUACUAUCGCCCCAAGGAGGGAGAGGCGGAAGAACCCUGGCCACCCAAAUUUAUGAAAUUCCUGCUCGAAACCGAGCCCGCUCCGCCCGAGAACAAUGAUGGCGAUGAGAAGGAGAAAAAUGUUGAGGCUGCUUUUGUGGAUAUGAGGCGCUUCGCGAGGAUCAGACUCGUCGACUGUCCAGCAAAAGAGAUCCGAAACGUGACGCCUCUCAAAGAAAACGGCCCUGACCCUGUAAUCGACAAGGACGUUGUGACGGUGGAGUGGUUGAGGAACAAAUGUCAAGCCAAAAAAGUGCCGAUCAAAGCGAUGCUGCUCGAUCAGGCCAACAUCAGCGGCAUCGGGAACUGGGUGGGCGACGAGAUUAUGUACAACGCAAAGAUGCACCCGGAGCAGUACGCAAACACUCUGUCGGACGAUCAGAUCGCGCAGCUCCACAAGAGUAUCCAGUAUGUGUGUACCACCGCGGUCGACCUGCUGGGGGACUCUGAAAAGUUUCCGGACGAUUGGUUGUUCAAGCACAGGUGGCAGAAGGGCAAGAAGAAUGCGUCAAAUACGUUGCCCAACGGGGAGAAGAUUGCUUUCCUUACGGUCGGAGGGCGGACAAGUGCAGUCGUCCCCAGCGUCCAGAAGAAGACUGGACCCGUGGCGAAAGAGAUGGACGAGGCCGAGAUUGUCGACGGUGAAGAAGAGAAAAAGCCAAAAGCCAAGGGAAAGAAGAGGAAGGCGGUAGUUGACGAAGACGAGGACGAUGCUGAGGAGGAGGUCAUCAUGCCCCAGAAGAAGAAGACAACUGCAAGAGGCAACAAGAAGGCAGUGGUCAAGGAUGAGGUAGAUGAUGCAGGGACGGCUAUUAAUGGUACAGUGAAGGGGCAGACAGGGAAGCAAGUCAAACAAGAGUCGACCGCUACAGAGAUCAAGCCAAAACCCAAAAAGCCUGAAGUUGGCAAAGCUACAGAGGACAAUAGUGGGAGAAGGAGGUCUGGUCGUUUGAGCAAGUCUUGAAAAGCGAAAGGCACCAUCAUCAUGGAGUUACUCCAUGGCUGUAUUACUAUUUUCCGCAAAUCCAAAAAAGAACCUCUAUUG